Molecule: messenger RNA, 600 nt
Organism: Pneumocystis murina B123
Lineage: Eukaryota; Fungi; Ascomycota; Pneumocystomycetes; Pneumocystales; Pneumocystaceae
Exons: 4
Coding region: 1-600 (199 amino acids)
Biological process (GO): translational elongation
Cellular component (GO): cytosol; eukaryotic translation elongation factor 1 complex
Molecular function (GO): translation elongation factor activity; guanyl-nucleotide exchange factor activity
Source: RefSeq, a predicted model, not a curated record
AUGAUGACACAUAAUCGGUCCGUAUAUACUCCAUCACAAGCGGAUGUUUCUUUAUUUUUUGAGAUAAAACAAUUACCUUUAGCUGAUAAAUAUCCUAAUUUGUCCCGAUGGUAUACUCACAUCUGUUCAUAUACACAUGAGUUUGAAAGUCUUCCUGGUGAGAGAGGAAAAUCUGCUGCUUCAUAUUUAGGUCACAUCUUUAUAUGUGAAUCCAAAAAAGAGGAAGAUGAUAUUGAUCUUUUUGCAAGUGAUGAAGAUUCAGAAGCGGAAAGAAUUAGGGAAGAAAGACUUGCUUUAUAUAAAGAAAAGAAAGCAUCAAAACCGAAGAUUAUUGCAAAAUCUAUUGUUACUUUGGAUGUUAAACCAUGGGACGAUGAAACGGACAUGACAGCUUUAGAAGAGGGUGUUCGAGCUAUUGAAAUGGAUGGUCUUGUUUGGGGUUCAGGAAAGCUUGUUCUUGUGGGAUACGGAAUUCGUAAACUUCAAAUUACACUUGUUGUUGAAGAUGAAAAAGUUUCAAUUGAAGAGCUUCAAGAACGAAUUGCAGAAUUGGAAGAUUAUGUACAGAGUUCUGAUGUUGUUGCAAUGCAAAAACUUUAA